This is a messenger RNA of Cannabis sativa, 1898 nucleotides long. RefSeq names its product cyclase-associated protein 1. The transcript has 10 exons. The coding region runs from base 155 to 1576 and encodes 473 amino acids. Gene Ontology annotation, molecular function: actin binding; adenylate cyclase binding. Gene Ontology annotation, biological process: cytoskeleton organization; regulation of adenylate cyclase activity. Gene Ontology annotation, cellular component: cytoplasm. The record is from RefSeq and is a predicted model, not a curated record. Lineage: Eukaryota; Viridiplantae; Streptophyta; Magnoliopsida; Rosales; Cannabaceae.
ACAUUUACCCCCGCAAAUUUUUCUCCUUAUCGACUUUCGGCGUCACGCAAAUAAAACUAAAAUAAAAUAAAAUAGCAAAACGAAAAGAGAAGAAGGCAUUAUUAAAAACACUGAGACAGAUCUGAAUAGACACAUAGAUUGUGGUUUGGGAGCUAUGGAAGAGAAGUUGGUACAGAGAUUGGAAUCGGCGGUGGUCCGCUUAGAGGCGCUCUCCACUGGUUUCACUGCCAGGAGCUUGCCGGAGAUUGGUGACGACGCGCCGCUUGAUCCCUCGAUUUUGGCCUUCGACGACCUCUUGGGCCAGUACUUGGCUAGGGUCUCGGCUGCUGCAGAGAAGAUUGGGGGCCAGGUCCUUGAGGUUACCGCAAUUCUUCAAGAAGCUUUUACUGUUCUUAGGGAGCUGCUUGUCAAGGUCAAGCAAACUCAGAAACCAGACCUUGCAGGAUUGGCUGAAUUUCUCAAACCAUUGAACGAAGUAAUCUCGAAAGCAAACAAAUUGGCAGAAGGGAGGCGGUCUGAUUUUUUUAACCACUUGAAGGCUGCUGUUGAUAGUCUCUCUGCUUUAGCUUGGAUUGCAUACACGGGAAAAGAAUGUGGAAUGAGCAUGCCUAUAGCGCAUGUCGAAGAGAGUUGGCAGAUGGCUGAAUUUUACAACAACAAGAUUCUUGUAGAGUACAAAAGUAAAGACCCAAACCAUGUAGAAUGGGCCAAAGCCCUGAAGGAGCUCUAUUUGCCUGGUUUGAGGGACUAUGUUAAGAGUAAUUAUCCUUUGGGUCCAGUUUGGAGUUCUACUGGGAAAGCAGUCACUGCUGCUCCACCAAAAGCUCCUAGACCCAGUGCUCCUGCCCCUCCUCCUCCUCCACCAGCAUCUCUUUUUACAUCUGAAUCUUCUCAGCCAUCAUCAUCAACAGGUUACAAGCAAGGGAUGUCUGCUGUCUUCCAAGAAAUUAAUUCUGGGAAGCCUAAGACGUCUGGUUUGAGAAAGGUUACUGAUGAUAUGAAGACGAAGAAUCGUGCAGAGAGAACUGGAGUUGUUGGUUCUAGUGAAAAAGAGACUCGUACCAGUGCACCUUCAUUUUCUAAGGCAGGGCCCCCAAAGCUAGAACUUCAAAUGGGUCGUAAGUGGGUUGUUGAGAAUCAAAUUGGAAAGAAAAGCUUAGUGAUCGAUGACUGUGAUGCAAAACAAUCUGUAUAUAUUUUUGGAUGCAAAGACUCUGUUUUGCAGGUUCAAGGUAAAGUAAAUAACAUCACUGUUGACAAAUGUACUAAGAUGGGAGUUGUGUUUAGGGAUGUUGUAGCUGCUUUUGAGAUUGUAAACUGCAAUGGGGUGGAGGUGCAAUGUCAGGGAUCAGCUCCAACAAUUUCAGUUGACAAUACAGCAGGCUGCCAAUUAUAUCUAAGCAAAGAAUCUCUUGGGGUAUCAAUAACAACUGCGAAGUCGAGUGAGAUCAAUGUAUUGGUUCCUGGUUCUGAGCCGGAUGGUGAUUGGGGAGAACACUCGUUGCCACAACAGUUUGUUCAUAUAUUUAAGGAUGGUCACUUUGAGACUACUCCUGUCUCCCACUCUGGAGGGUAAUUGGUACUUAUUUCAGUUGCCAAUUGCGUAUAUUGUUUUUCUCUCAUAUUCAUUUGGGCUGUGGUUACUGGUUGCGAUUCGUGUCUUCUGUUCUUUAUUUAAUUCGGUAUGGCUUAUAAUGGGUGAUGCAUUCACUUUGGUUUCAUUCUUGGCAACCUUGUGAGUUUGAUAAACAUUGGGAAUUUUCAGCAUGAUUUUUCUUCUUUCUCGACAGUUUUUUUUUUUUUGAGUCUCCGAGUGAGAUUGUAACAGCUAUCAAGCUGUAAAGAGCCAUAUAUGUUUUUUUUUGUUGGUGCACGAAGAGCCAUAUAUGUUCUUGUAA